Messenger RNA from Coccomyxa subellipsoidea C-169, 1610 nucleotides. RefSeq lists its product as hypothetical. The record is from RefSeq and is a predicted model, not a curated record. Gene Ontology annotation, biological process: amino acid transmembrane transport. Gene Ontology annotation, molecular function: amino acid transmembrane transporter activity. Lineage: Eukaryota; Viridiplantae; Chlorophyta; Trebouxiophyceae; Coccomyxaceae. Bases 1 to 1314 code for a protein of 437 amino acids. The transcript is spliced from 9 exons.
AUGCCAGGUUGCGUGGGCUGUCUCAUCCUGUGCCUUGUUCUGGGAGCCUGCGAAGCCUUCACCCUCUACGUGCUGUCCAAAUUCGCUGAGCGCUAUCAGUCGCACACCUACAGUGGCCUUGUACGCAAGGCGCUCGGCCGGAAGCUGUCUGCAAGUCUGUCUGCCAUCCUCAUACUUUACCUGUGGGGCUCAUGCAUCGCCUACCUGGUCAUCAUUGGAGACUCCUUCAGUCCCCUCAUAGCUCUAGGCGUAGGCGAUGGCAGCUUCUUGGCAGACAGGCGGUUUGUGAUCACCACAAUUGGGCUGCUCCUCAUCCUGCCCAUGUGCUUCCCCAGGGACCUUGGGGCUCUGGCCUGGGUCAGCAUGGCUGCGGUGAUUGGGUUCAUGUACACAGCCAUAGUGAUUGUGAUCAGGGGGACCGAGAUUGUGAUGGAGAGGGAGGACCUGAGCGACGUGAAGCUGUUUCGAUGGACCUUUGAUGCGCUUUUUGCCGUCCCCAUCGUCGUCUUUGGCUUCAAUUGCCACGCCAACGUUGUCACUAUCUUCACGGAGCUGGACAAGAAGCCUGCGCUGCUGAUAGGGGCGCUGCCCGCAGAUCCUGCAGAGUACGCGGCCUUGCCGGGCAGCUUUGCCCCGCGGCCGCGCAGCCAGAAGAUGGUGGGCAUGCUGGGGGUCAUUAUAUCUGCCAUCACAGUCAUAAUGCUGGGAUACCUGAUGGUGGGCUUCUCCGGCUACCUGGCGUUCCCCACCACCGUCGAGGGCAAUAUUGCGCGUGGUGUGAUUGGGGCUGUGGUGACUGGGCACUACCCGCUGAACCACCACCCGGCGCGGCUGGCCAUGGAGCACCUGGAGCAGUUCUGCUUUGGCUGGAAGGACAUCUCCCUCUGGUUCUCCUGCUUCCAGAGCAUCAUCUUCAUCAUCACCACCAUCGCCGUGGCCAAUGUGGUGACGGAUCUGGGCGCAGUGCUGCACAUGGUAGGUGGGACGGCGGCCUCCUACAUGAUCUUCUUCCUGCCAGGCCUCUUGCUCAUCAACGCAGCCAUCGUCAAGAGGACGGCCUCGCUCGCCAACCUGGCUGAAGAAGGACAGGAGACGGAGAGCAGCGCAGUGGAGGAGGCUGACAGCAGCGCCGGUGCAGCGCUGGAGUCACAGGAGGAGCUGGCCAUGAGCUUCCUGGCCAGCCGCCAUGAGCAGGGCAUCAAGCGCGUGGGCCUGAUCUACUCUCCUCGCAAGAGCUGGUGGGCAGGCAUGAUCUUCGUGGUGCUCAGCAUCGUCAUCUUCAUUAUCACCAUCGUCACCGCGUUUGUGCACUGAGCCUGCGAAGGCCACAUGGCUCUCGCUGGUCCAGCAAUUAUAGCUGAGAGAGCCUGGAAGCAGUGUGUGACAUGACCUGCAAUGCGGACGGCACGUGUCAUUUUGGCAUUUGAUGCGCCAGUAUUGAUUUAGCCCGCCUGUUUUGCCCAUUCCUUUUGCAUGGACUGAUGAAAUGGCUCUGCUGCUGCCAAUGCUGAAAAUGCUGCAGGCAGCCGAAGAAUAGCCGUUCAUUUUUGGGACAAUGUACAUGUGUGCCAAUGGCAGUGGAGCUCUGUAUACAUGUAGCUAUGCAGAAC